This is a messenger RNA of Sclerotinia sclerotiorum 1980 UF-70, 531 nucleotides long. RefSeq lists its product as hypothetical. The transcript has 3 exons. The coding region runs from base 1 to 531 and encodes 176 amino acids. NCBI's taxonomy places the organism in Eukaryota, Fungi, Ascomycota, Leotiomycetes, Helotiales, Sclerotiniaceae. The record is from RefSeq and is a predicted model, not a curated record.
AUGGGGUUAAUUUCAGGAGCAACAAUCAUUACCUCUCUCUCUCUUUUCCACAUCACCCUCGCAUUCUUUUUCAUUACAAAUCCAGUUGCGAUUGCUGAGCAGUCGCUGGUUUUCAUUAUGGGUGAAUCCAUGGGAAUGCCCUACGAACGUUCCUUCGACCACCCGUCUGCACCCAUAUCGUUUCUCGGAAUUGUAUUCCUCUUCCUUGGUAUCACCGACCUAGUUUCCGUAUCUAUGCCUGAAGAUAUCUCCCAAUAUCACUGGGGAACUCAAGCACCCAUCCGAUUUUCCAUCUCCGCCGGCCUAGCCUUGUAUUCCUGGCUCUUCUCCUCCGCCUCCCCUAUGCUCACCUCACGUAGCUCUUACCGCAGUGGUGGCUGGGGCGAGGGUCUCAAGAACCGCGUCAUUUUUACAUGGGGUUUUAUUGAAAUGAUGGCUUGGUUCUGGGUUUUCGUUACUUUGAGGGAGGAGCGACAACAAAUUGCGAUUAAGAAGGCUGAGAAAAAGGCUGCUGAAGAGGAUAGGAUGUGA